Molecule: messenger RNA, 1407 nt
Organism: Zygotorulaspora mrakii
Lineage: Eukaryota; Fungi; Ascomycota; Saccharomycetes; Saccharomycetales; Saccharomycetaceae
Gene: PCL6
Product: Pcl6p
Exons: 1
Coding region: 1-1407 (468 amino acids)
Biological process (GO): regulation of cyclin-dependent protein serine/threonine kinase activity
Cellular component (GO): nucleus; cyclin-dependent protein kinase holoenzyme complex
Molecular function (GO): protein kinase binding; cyclin-dependent protein serine/threonine kinase regulator activity
Source: RefSeq, a predicted model, not a curated record
AUGUACACAAUGAGUUCACCAUCCUCGAUGAGUGGGCUAGCUGUCACUCACAGUAAUAGCAUACUACCUACUCCGAUUCCGCGAAGCGUCCCGUGCGUGGCACAGCAACAGCAGCAUCACCAACGACAGGUUUCAGGAGACCUCUCUGGUCAACAUCUGGAUGAUAAUAUGAGCUCAGAUGAUACCGAAUCUUCAGCAUUGGCAUCUUUCGGGGUGCCAAGUGCAGCAGAAGGUGCACAAGCAAAACCACUAUCGCGAAUGAUAAGUAGUAGCAGAAUCAUCACAACAGAGGAGACAGUUUCUAGUUCGCUUUCUUCAAAUUCGCCUCAGAGAAAUCUGUCCAUGACAUCGCAUGGACAACCACCGCCCAUAAUGUCUGGCACUAUCGCUAUGGGUCAUGAAAGUGAUGAUAAUGACACAAUGAUCGACGCAAAUAAUAGGGAAGUUACCACUGGAGAUUUAUCGCUGGUACGACCUUCCAAUCACCGAUAUAGUGAAAAUAAUGGUCCCAUGGUUGCAAUAACAAGGGAAGAGAGCAUCAAAAAUGAAAGAGAAUUAGAGACAGAGGAUGAACCUGAUCGAAGUUGGUUGGGGAAGAAAAAGCUAUUACUAGAUGAUGAUAAUAACAAUAAUAAUGAUGAAAAUGAUAAUAAUAACAAAGGCGCUGCUGAUAGUUGCGAGAUUGAAAAUGAUGAUGAAACAACAUGUGCUUCAUUUGAUAUUGCAACUUUUCCAACUUUAGAAUUAUUGGAAAUGUUAACUGCUUUGUUGGAUAAAAUUGUAAAAUCCAACGAUCACUUGGCAACAUUGAAUGGCGAAACCAAUGUGGGGAAUGAAAAUAUCCAUUUGAAUUCUAAUAAUGUUGAUAGUUUGGAAUCGAUUUUGAGUUUUCGUGGGAAACAUGUUCCACAAAUUAGUUUAGAGCACUAUUUUCAAAGGAUACAAAAAUACUGCCCCACAACAAAUGACGUCUUUUUAUCUCUUUUGGUUUAUUUCGAUAGAAUUUCCAGAAAGUGCAAUGCCAAUCAUGGCGGUGACAGUCCCCAUUUCCAGCAUAGUUCCAGUGUUCAGCAACAGGAACAAGAACAACCACAACAUUCACAGCAACAACAACAAGCAUUUGUCAUGGACUCUCAUAAUAUUCAUAGAUUACUCAUCGCAGGCGUGACUGUAAGCACAAAAUUUUUUAGUGAUUUUUUUUACAGUAACUCUCGUUAUGCGAGAGUUGGAGGUAUUUCUUUACAAGAACUAAAUCAUUUGGAAUUACAAUUCCUUGUACUAUGUGAUUUUGAGCUUUUAGUUUCCACUAAUGAACUGCAGAGGUAUGCAGAUUUAUUGUAUAAGUUUUGGACUUGCUCUACUGAGGUAGAGAACCAGCAAAAGCCAAACGUAUCAAUGGCAACUUGA